AUAAUCCAACACAAAAUGAAACUUUCUGUAGUAUUUGUGAUUGUUGCAUUCGCCACCAUUGUUUACGCUGCACCACAAAGUGGAUAUUCAACGAAAUUCGAUAGUAUUGAUCUGGAAGCGAUUAUUGCCAAUGAUCGUUUAGUCGAUAGUUACGUGGCAUGUUUGCUAGAAAGAGGAAAAUGUACAGCCGAAGGUGAAGAAUUAAAAAAAAACAUGAAAGAUGCUGUCGAGACAUGCUGUUCUAAAUGUUCGGACAAACAGAAGAAAGGAACUCGAAUAGCUUUCAGCCAUUUAGAAAAGAAUAAACCUGAAAAAUUAUCAGAACUUAGAGCUAAAUUCGAUCCAACUGGUGAAUACGAAAAAGAAUGCAGAAAGAAAUUGACAGCUUAAACUGAAGAAUUAGAUGAAAAAUUUUUAGGAAUAUGUGAAAUAUUA
Messenger RNA from Chrysoperla carnea, 435 nucleotides. Its product is annotated as ejaculatory bulb-specific protein 3-like. The record is from RefSeq and is a predicted model, not a curated record. The transcript has 2 exons. The coding region runs from base 16 to 390 and encodes 124 amino acids. NCBI's taxonomy places the organism in Eukaryota, Metazoa, Arthropoda, Insecta, Neuroptera, Chrysopidae.